Messenger RNA from Scylla paramamosain (green mud crab), 7518 nucleotides. RefSeq names its product epsin-1-like (gene lqf). The transcript is spliced from 16 exons. The record is from RefSeq and is a predicted model, not a curated record. The coding region runs from base 447 to 2762 and encodes 771 amino acids. Gene Ontology annotation, molecular function: clathrin binding; phospholipid binding. Gene Ontology annotation, biological process: endocytosis. Lineage: Eukaryota; Metazoa; Arthropoda; Malacostraca; Decapoda; Portunidae. Gene Ontology annotation, cellular component: clathrin vesicle coat; plasma membrane; endosome.
GUGAGGCCUCAGGGAGUACAGGACAGGGCUUUGUUGUGCUACCUCACUACCUCCAUCUGUUCCACACAAGUGCCGGAGUGUUGCCAAGAAAGUGCCUGAGUGUGUGAACCAUUAACUGUGUGACUGUGGACUGGUGGGGUACACCUUGACUCACUGACUGCCACACUGCUGCAUCCUAUUGAGGUGUACAAGGGAACUGUCAAGUGGAAGCUUCUGUUGUAAGUGUAGCAGGGAGGGAAGCACGAGUGAGUGAGCCAGACAGACAGACAGACAGACAUCUCGGGGGCCACCAGGAGCCAUAGUAAUGAACCUGAAGUGACCCUGGAUAACACCACCGACCACUAGAGCUGCUGUCGCCAUCAUUACCUCUUAGCCACACCACCACCACCUCCUCCUGGCCCUCCACCACUCCUUCCUAGUCCACCACCACCACCACCUCUCUCCUCAUGGCCCUUCAAAUGAAUGUUUCGGGCAUUCGCCGCAACCUCAAGAACAUUGCUCACAACUACACAGAUGCCCAGAUCAAAGUGCGGGAGGCCACCAGCAAUGAUCCGUGGGGGCCGUCGUCCACCCUCAUGUCGGAGGUGGCGGACCUCACCUACAACGUGGUGGCCUUCACAGAGAUCAUGCAGAUGAUUUGGAAGCGACUCAACGAUCACGGCCGCAACUGGAGGCACGUGUACAAGGCGCUGGUGCUGCUGGAGUACCUCAUCAAGACUGGCAGUGAGAAGGUUGCGGACCAGUGCAAGGAGAACAUAUUUGCCAUCGAGACCUUGAAGGACUUCCAGUACUUUGAGGAGAACAAAGACCAAGGCAUGAAUGUGCGGGAGAAGGCCAAGGCGCUAGUCACCCUACUCAAGGAUGAGGAGCGCCUCCGCAAUGAGCGGGUGCGCGCCCUCAAGGCCAAGGAGAGGUUUGCACAGAGUGUGUCUGGCAUCGGCAGCGACAGUAAGAGUGAACGCAACCAGGCAGAGGAGCUGACCAUCGUGUGUGAUGGAGAUAAGGAUAUAAGCUCUCCCACUAGUCCCACUUACCAUGAUACCUUCGUCACCAGCACAAGUCGCCCAUCGGAGCGUAACGCCUUCGGUAUCAAGGACGGCCCCUCAGGUCUGGAGCCGCAGCUUGAAGCAGCCAGGCCCCAAACUGUUGGAGAGGAGGAGUUGCAGCUACAGCUUGCCCUGGCCAUGAGCAAGGAGGAGGCCGAGCAGGAGGAGCAGAAGAAACGCUCAGAUGAUGUGCGGCUGCAGAUGGCCAUAACACAGAGUGAGGAGGACUUCAAGGAGUGCAGGAGGACACAGACAGAAGACGAGUCCGCCAUGAAUGACCUUUUAGAUAUCAAUUUUAAUCCCCAUAGCGGGGUCAACGGAGGGGGUGCCCGCCCUGCCUCUACCCCACCCUCCACCGUUACCCUCGACCCCUGGGGAAUGCCAACGUCCAAUGCCACCGCCUCUGCCACCUCAGCCUCCCCGCAGCACACGGCACACAUCAAGAGUUUGCCUGGUGUAGACUUCUCACCACCACCUCCCCCUGUACCGCCACUCCCUUCCUCCACCUCCUUCCCCACAACUUUUUCCGAAGGCUCUGAUGUCACACUCAGGCACUCCAAUCCUCCACUUUUAAAUUCCUCACCUCUGCUUUUUGCCACCCCAAGGCAGAACCGCUCCUCUACCCCUUCUCCAAACCCUUUCCACGACUCACCCUCCGUUCCUCGCCCUACGUCCCUUCUUGUCACUUCCUCUUCUGCCUCUGCUUCUGCCACACUUCCCAACCGGCAUUCUCUCUUCCCUCCGUCACCUUCCUCUUAUGCAUCCUUGCUUGAGUCACCUCUUUCCUCACGCCUUGCCACACCCUCCACCACACAGCCAGCGAAGCCUAUUAGUCUCUCCUCAGCUGCUAGUCCUUGGGGUCCUGUGCAGACAGACCCCUGGGGCAUGGCUCUUCCCAAUGGUGGCUCAGAAACACCCAACCAGCCUGACCCAUGGGGCUCCCCGGUGUCUGGUCCGCCCUCACGCAUGACGUCCCCACCCACCACUGAUCCCUGGGCCCCUGCCAGAUCUCCAGAGCCACCCAUGGGAGGUAUUUGUGGCAACGAUCCAUGGGCAGUGCUGGGGAGUGUGCCCCCCGCCAAGGACCCCUGGGAGCCCGUGGAGAAUAAGCCACCGCCCUCCAGGGACCCAUUCUCGCCCCUCACCCCCACAGACAACAGGGACAUGGAUGAGUUCACCGCCUUGUCCACCAGGGAGAAGCCAACCAACAAUGGUUCCUCUGAUGCCUUUGACCUGAGUGGCUUGAGUGCAUCAGUGACAGACAUCACCAGCAUCUCCACCACCAAGGCACCGCCACAGAAGUCCAAGUCCCCUGCAGCCUUCCUGGGGGAGAACUCCAACCUGGUGAACCUGGAUAACCUGGUGUCAGCCAAGCAAGCCCCCACUGGGCUAGGCACCACCUUCUCCCCUCUGCCCUCCUCCAACUCUUCCUUCAUCAACAACCUCAACAACAACAACCUCAACACCACCAACAAUCCAUUCGCUACAGCCAGCCUCCCGCCCUCGUCUUUUACAGGUGUGAACCCCUUCAGCUCCCCCAGCCCCCCCAACCCCUUCCAGGCGCAGCAGGCUCCCAAGCCCUCCAUGAACCAGCUCAGAACCACCGCCAUUGGGAGUGUAGGCCUUUCUGGGGUGCCACCCCCCUCAGGGUCCACCCCAGGACCCUGGGGUCCCACCCCUGCCCAGCCCUCAGAAGAAAACCCCUUCCUUUUAUAAUGGAGAGGGUUUCAGGUCCUGCACGCUUUGCCACUUUUUUCUUUUCUUUUUUUCAUUUUCUUUUUUUUUAUGUGUAGGUAUAGAUUAAAUUUUUAUUUCCAAUUUGUAAAUAAGCAUUGUAGAUGUACUCUUUAUAUCACACUAAUUUGUACAGGGUGUGUGUGUGUGUGUGUCUGUGUGCAUGUAUGUUUGUGUGCGCUCACAUGCGCCUGUGCACCAUCAUGCACUUCUGCGUGCAUGUGUGUGUGUGUGUGUGUGUGUGUGUGUGUGUGUGUGUGUGUGUGUGAGGCUGCAUGCAUGUGUGCGUGUAUGUGGCCAGCCAGGCAGGUAAUGGCCUGGUGCAUGGCCAUUGUGUGGUCAGCCAGGCAGGGAGUGGCCUGGUUCAUGGCCAGUGUGUGGCCAGCCAGGCAGGGAAUGGCCUGGUGUGUGGCCGGCUAGGCAAUGGGCAGGUGUGUGGCUAGCCAGGCUGUGGCCAUUCAGGGUCAGAAGUGUGGCUAGCCAGGCAGCCUCUUAACACCCCUUGUGUCCUCACUUUAUGCUAGUUUCUUAAAUAUUCAAACUCUUGUGCAAAUAUAUUUCCUGAGAAUUUGUAAUAGGUGAAAAUUGUAUGCAAUAUUGCCUCUUCUAUUUAUUAUUAUAAGAGUACUUUUAUAGCAAGUCCAAGAGUAGUGUAAGAAAGUAACUUAUUUAUACUGUAUAUUUUACAAAUGUUUAACUUCCUGUCAUAUUUGAACAGUUGCAUAUCAUUGAAUAUUUGCGCCAUGAACAAUUGACAGCACUGCAUUGAAGCUGACUUCUUGCCUGUGUUCAGUUCCUGUGCAUGUAGGCAAGUAGUGGUCUGAGGAGGGAGGGAGAAGCAGUGAGGAGAGGGUUGUGUUGGGUUGAGUUGAGGAGGGCUGCAUACAUGAGGAGGAUGAGGUGGUAUGGUAAUGCAAUAUUCAGAGCAGGCUUCAGCUUAAGCUUGGCACAUGCAGUAUAACAUAAAACUUUUGGGCUCUCCCUGAAAGAGUUAUGGGAUUUUAUGUCUUGUGAAAUACAUAAUAUGUUAGUUACGCAUGACUGAAACAUACAUAACAUUAAACUUUUUGUACUUUCUACUUAGACACUUGUGAAACCAGCAUGGAUGAUAAUUGAUUGGGUUCCACAAAGCAGCUGACACUCCAGUGGAUCACAGCCUGUGCAGCUUUGAAAAUAUAUACAAUUUGCAAUCUCCUCUCACUUAUAUAUCGACGGCCAGUGCAACAUUGGUAUGUCUACUUAAUACUUAGACACAACUUGUGAAAUCUUGCUUCACUGGUGUAGUGUUCAACUGCAGGAUGGGAAUGAUCAUUCUAGCAGAGCUUUUUUUGUACAUAGCUGGUGGUAGGUCUUGCCUGCUCACACCAAUACCACACCCAGCAAGAUUAUUCCUAUAUUUUCACAGGACACAUUUUUGUAAGGUUGAUCAUAAAAAAAAAAAAAAAGAAAAAUUCAGAAAAUGUGUGAAAAGUCAAUUUUUGCAAUCACCCAGCCAGCCAACCCUCUCCCCGCCUAGUCCCCAGGUGUCCCCGUCAAAAUUCUGUGGACACAAAGCCUCGCAUCUUGACGCAAAAUGUGUGGAAGUUGCAAAUCAGCCUCUUUGCCUUACCCUGUUGCCGAGGUUAGCUGGUCUUACUUUUGGAAGGCCCCUGCAGUGUUUUGAGCUGCACUAAUGUACUGUACUCAAAAAACAUUAGCCCUCAGUUGAGUAUGUAGUGAAAUUCUUAAUGAUAAUGAAAAAAGGUUGAAUUCUUUGUCAAAAUUUUGUACGGCAAAACUGGGAAAACGGACUUGGAUUUGGGAGUUCAUGUCUGAGCAGUCCCAAGAAGUCUGAUGGAGCCAUGGUGCUAGCUAGGGCCCUGCUGCGUACUGGCUGUGCUUCAUGCAGGGCUUCUCCCAUCUGAACCUGAAAGUUAGCAACAGACAUCCCGUGAAUAGUCCUGACGGGAUCCUGGAUGCAGCCUGGCAGGGUGGGGAGGUCCCUUCCCUCACCUCCUCCCAGCCUCCUGAUGGCAGUGGACAUGUGGUGACCUUCACAGUUGCCCUAAGUAGUGUUGUCAUGUUUGGUGUAGUGUUUCAGACCUAAAUCAGUCAGGUACCUUCAUCCAUCACAUCACAUUCUUGGUCUUUACUGGGUAAUAUAAGUCCAUGCAUUAGUUUCCAUUCAAUUUAGAAACACAAAAUUUGCUGAACUUUGUGAUGUCACUCCUUGGGGCAACUGUGUGUUCGUCUCUCCCAUGGUGACAGUGUGAGAAGAACCACAUGAAGGAGAAACAAGUCCCUGUGAUAGUGACUGGCUGCUGAGUGCAAUAAAAGAAAGCUGCUGAUUGGUGAUGGUAGUGUGACCCUCCAGUGAUGGUGGUGAACCCCCGAGGGCACCACACACCUAUUUUUUAUCCUUAUCUAUAUGCAUGGGAAAUUUGUUACGUUUGGGGGAACCUUGUGCUGCUACACCCAACCAAUAUUUUGUGUGUUGUUUGUGAAAAAAGGUUAUAUAUAUUUAAUUGAACAAAGCAUUAGUUCUGUUGAUUUUUUUUUUUUUAGGAGAACCUGAAGCUGCAUCCAGUUCUUGGUUUAUUUUCAUGAUGUGACCGAAGCAUCUAAAAGUGAGACAUUGGUAUGUGCAUGUUGAUGGACUCUGCAUCGUACCCUGUGCUCAGCUGGUGACUUCUCUGUGUACUAUUGUACAGAGUCGAUUUAUGGACAUUUCUGACAGAGUAACCUUACUUGCUUGAGUUCAGGAAAAGAGGUGUUAUGCCCAGAACUUGUAUUUUUGAAAAAGUUAUGUGUGCUAAGGGAGUAGAAUCUGUCAACCAACUAGGAAUUUAUCCAUCAAGAGACUUAAUAUGGACACAUUGCAAAGUGGAGUCAGAGUAAUGAGUAGUUCGUAACCAUUAACACUAUCCACCCUCAAGGCUGAGUGAAUAUCAGUACAGUAGUGUAAGAAGAUAACAAGUGAGAGUCUUCCAAGGUCAUUUUAAUUCAAUUUGAAGCUUAUAAACAACAAAUUAAAAUGUCUUUUUGCAGCUGCAUGAGAAUAUAUACUUUUUUAAUCAUCUCUUGUACUGAUAUCACUGAGAUGACAACUCCAAGGGAACAAUAAGAUACUUUAAACUCUGCACUUGGGCGUGGCUGGAGUCCUGGAGAACAAGAGUGGAGCUUCAUAAAGUAGAUGUUCUCAUGUGGCUACAAAACAUAUCAUGUAAUUGUUUCAAAGGAUGAAAUUCAAGAGUCCUGAAGUGACAAGGUUGAAAGUCGCAAGGGUGUUAUCCAGUCUUGUAAUGGUGGGUUUCUAAAGGUGAUAUGGAUUUAUUAGACACAAAUUAAUAGUAGUUCAGGUGUGAUAGGCAGAUUCAACUGGGUUCAGAGUAAGCGGUUGAAUUUGGUGAAUCUUUCAGGCUGUUUUGUGCAUCUUAAUCCAGAUGAGUCGAAACCUUCCUUAUUUAUCUGUGACUGUAAUGAGACGGACUGUAGAAAGAAUUAAUUGUUAAAGUUUUAAGGUUUGGGCUUUGAGAACUUUAGUCCAUGGGAGUUUUCAGACUGACUGUAUGGAAGAUGGAUGAAUUAUCAUCUAUGAGACUGGCUAUAAGAAAAAAAAAAAUUGUAGAAAAGUUAUUGUCUUAAGGUUCAGGCUUUGAAAAUUUUGCCCAUGGGAGUUUUCAGACUGACUAUAUUAUGGAAAGUGGAAGAAUUAUUGUCAUUUUGGAGGUGGGGGAGAACAUUUUGCCCAUUCAUGUCUGACAGCUUUACGAGAAGUGUUAGAAUUGUUGUGUGAGGCUUCUGAAGGUCUUGUCUUAAUCUUUUUUUUUUUUUUUUACACUAUUAUAGAAGAUGGUAAGAUUAUUGUUACUUUUUUGAGGUUGGGCUACCAAAGAAAAUAUUGGCUCUUUAUGAAUAUUUUUUUUUAUUUAUGGGACUUUAUUUAGGACUAGAAAUGUUAAAACAUUGUCUUCAGGUUGUGACGAAAUUUCUCUCUCUCUCUCUCUCUCUCUCUCUCUCUCUCUCUCUCUCUCUCUCUCUCUCUCUCUCUCUCUCUCUCUCUCUCUCAUGCAUGUAUCAUCCAUUUAUAAAUAUUCUUUGGUUAGGAAACAGUUAAGUGAUUAAUGGUGCAGACAGGAAAUGGGGAGAGGGAAUGCAUGGGUCUGUGGGCACUUAAUGGGGGAGCAGUGGGAACAAAUGAGGCUGUACAUUAUUAAAGGUAGCGAUAUACAAUGGGGGUAAUAUGAAUGGGAUGUUUACUACUAAUUAAGACAAGCAAAAAAAAAAAAAAGUAUAAUUUAACAAGACUUCUUAUUACUACUACUGAUAUGCACAUAUCUAUACUGACUUUGAUAAUAGUGUGUACUUAUGUUAGCCUAGUUAUUUUUUCAGCCUUUAGUUUAUUGUGUACUGUUUUGACUGUGCUUGUUUAUUUUAUUAUUAUUAUUAUUAUUAUUAUUAUUAUUAUUAUUAUUAUUAUUAUUAUUAUUAUUAUUAUUAUUAUUAUUAUUAUUAUUACUUCCCCUCAACGCAUCACGGAGGGAGAAGAUUGAAUAAAGAUUUGUCACACGGAAACAGAACAGAGGGUUGAGUAACUAUACAUGCAUGCACACACGCCGAGCAAUGUGUGUGUGUGCGUGUGUCUGUGUGUGUGUGAGCGUGUGUUUGUGCGUCGGUGGACAGUAACCAUCCCUCACAUACACACCCUCGGUAAUGUUCACAGAAUAAUUAAUAUAUACUGUAUAUCGCAUAUUUUCCA